This is a messenger RNA of Benincasa hispida (wax gourd), 5117 nucleotides long. RefSeq names its product nuclear factor kappa-B-binding-like protein. The record is from RefSeq and is a predicted model, not a curated record. Gene Ontology annotation, cellular component: Ino80 complex. NCBI's taxonomy places the organism in Eukaryota, Viridiplantae, Streptophyta, Magnoliopsida, Cucurbitales, Cucurbitaceae.
GCUGAGGAAUGAAGAAGAGUCCGGGAGAUGGCCCGCCCAUCUCUGGCAAUGGCAAUUCCCGAGUUGACUCACUGGUCUCUCUCGUCUCGUCUCGUCUCUGUGUUUGCUGAGCCAACCCUAUUGCUUCUCUUUCUUCCUUCCUUCCUUCUUCUUCUUUACCAAUUCCCGUUCCCUCACGCUUUCUCCUUUUCCCUUCCUUCUGCCCCUUUUUCGUCUUUUCCCCUCAUCUUCUUCUUCUUCUUCUUCUUCCUCUUCCCAAUCCGACGUUCCUUCUCCCUCCACGUCAUCAUCGUCUUCUUCAAUCCUUUUCCACCUGCUCUUCUUCUCCCCUUAACCACAGUUUAUAUUUAACCCUACCCCCUUUUUCCUUUUAGGGUUUCCAUUGCUUUUCCUUUUCAUGUUUUCCCGAUUUCCCUUCUGGGUUUUGCUUCGAGCCUUGCGAUUUCCGCUAUAUGCUUAUCUGGGUUUCCUCUACAGCUUAAUCUGAGGGUCUAGGUUGAGUUGGGUAUGUUUCGCUUUGGAGUUCUUGGAAUUUGGUAGUCGGUGGAGUUGAUUUGGUUUUUGUUCUGAGUUGCAUUGGGAUUGAUUUGGGUUUUGUAUUCCAUGGCUAUUGAGAAGAACAAUUUUAAGGUUUCGAGGUUGGACUAUGAGUUUUCACCUGGGAGUAAGAAGAGUAUUUCCAGUGAUGAGGAUGAGCUUCAAAGACGUACCUCUGCUGUGGAGUCUGAUGAUGACGACGAUGAGUUUGAUGAUGCAGAUUCUGGGGCAGGGUCUGAUGAUUAUGAUUCGCUGGAAUGGGCAGAGACUGGAGUGGAAUUUUGUCACGUUGAUAAUCAGACUUGUAGUAUUCCUCUCGAGUUGUAUGAUCUUCCGGGUUUGGAAGAUAUAUUGUCAGUCGAUGUAUGGAAUGAAUGUCUAAGUGAUGAAGAGCGGUUUAGCCUCUCUAAGUAUCUCCCAGAUAUGGACCAAGAGACUUUUAUGCUCACGCUAAAAGAGCUUUUUACAGGUAGUAACUUCCAUUUUGGAAGCCCUAUAAAGAUGUUAUUUAGCAUGUUGAAGGGGGGAUUAUGUGAGCCAAGAGUUGCCCUUUACCGUCAUGGACUGAAAUUUUUCCAGAGGCGGCAACAUUAUCAUCUUCUGAGGAAGCAUCAGAACAAUAUGGUUAGCAGCCUUUGCCAGAUGAGAGAUGCUUGGCUUAACUGUAGAGGAUACAGCAUGGAUGAGAGGCUCCGUGUCCUAAAUCUUAUGCGAAGUCAAAAAAGUUUCCAUGAUGAGAGGGCUGAAGGCUUAGAAACUGACUCGUCAGAUAGAAUCUCAGGUGAGGGGUUCCAUCGAAGGUUCAAGGACAAGAUAAUGGCUUCUAAAAUGCCCAACUUUUCUUCAUAUAAUGCAAGUUCCAAUUUAGAUUUUCCUUCAGGGGGUCGGUUGACUAAUCUUGAAGCACUAGAAUAUGGAAAACAGAAUUCCAAGGGUACAUUUAAGUUGGCUGGAUCCAAGUUUCCUUCUUUAGUGGAACCCAUGGUCCGCCUUCCUUCAGCUUAUAAUGAUUUGGAUAUUAACUCAAGGCCGUAUGGAUCAAUAGGUGAUCUCCCUCAACUGAGAAAGGUAGGUGGAUAUGAUUCAGGCCCAAUGCUUAGGAUAAGGGAUGAGACAAGGAUUGGUGAUGCUAAUGAAGAAACAACCUACAGAAAGGGUACCCCACGGGAUCGAAAGACCUCAUUUGGUGGUGGAAUGGAUAAGGGGGUUCUAGAAGCUGGUAAGAGAUAUGAGGCUUUGAGUGGUAACAUUUUUGACAAUUUCAUUGGACUUCCGUUGUCAUCAAAAGGUGAUUUGUAUGGAAAGAACAAGAAUUUGUUUCCAAAGAGGGGUGUUGUGGCUGAAAAGCCCACCAGCAUGAGGACAUCCUACAAUCCUUCCAAAAAAACCAAAUUGCCUGAAAAUUCUCAGUUAAUUGGGGAUCAAACCAAGUCUACAAAGGGCGGCAUUUCUCAGGUCCCACGUAAAGGUACUAAAGUUGACCCUGAAGAUCUUGCCAGUUCACUCCAACAUACCAAGAUUCAAGGGAAGUCUUCUGGUAUGGAUCCACUGUUUAAAAAUACUGACUGGAACAUUAGGGGAAAGAAAUGGAAGACUGGUAUGGAGCCUAGUGAUCUUAGUUAUGGAGCAUAUAGAUCUCCCUCACCUCAGGUAAAUGAGGGACAUCUGCUCUCUGAAUUAAGAGCGAAACCUUCAAAAAAGAAAACUAAAGGAAGAUUUGUCCAGAAAGGGGGAUCAGACCCUGCUUCCUCCAAAGGAAACAAAAAGUUCAUUAGAGGUGAAGAAACAGAAUCAGACUCAUCUGAGCAGUUUGAAGAUGAUGAGGAUAGCAAUCCUUUAUUGAGGAGUAAGUUGGCCUAUCCCAGUGUAAUGGAAAUUUCACAGUCUUCAUUGUUGAAUUCUGGCUUAGAUCCUAAAAAGGUCAAGUAUGUCAAGAAAGAUAUUAAGGAGCACACUGGUAGUCUUGAUCCACUAUCAUACUCCAAAAAGAUUGUUAAUAAAUCUCCUCAGCAUGGAUAUGCCUUUAGUGGAGUUAACAGUAUGAAAACAAGGCAGGGAAAGAUUCAAGACUCUGGUUCUUUCCAAGAGCUAUCCUCCAAAGUGUCAGAAAAGAGCUUCCUCCCAGUUUUGGAUACAUUCAGUGAUGAUGAUGAUGAUGGGAAGAAAAAUUCCAAAAUGUUCAAUAAUGGCCAGUUGCAAAAAGAACCUAGCAAAAGGUCACGUAAAUCCUCAUCUAAGGUCCUCACUACCGAGGGAAAACAGAAAGGCAGGGGCAACCUUGAUCUUUCUGUGCAGUCAAGAAAUCUGCCCGAUUAUGCUGUUGAUGAAGAAGAUGAUACCCAUGAGAUUAGAUUAUUUGAAGAUGAUUAUGGAGCUGAUAGAUUUCCACAGGCAGGUCUGCAAAGUGAGUCAUUUAUGGGCAUUUCCGGUGAAAGACCUGAUGGUCCUUUACUAGGAUGUAACUCAGUAAAGAAGAAAAGGAAGGUGAAAGCGGACGUGACAGAAAUGGAUAGAAAGGAUGAAGGUGAAUUGCAGAGCGACACCCUCCAACAAAUUAAAGAUUCCACUUCAUCGAAGAAAAAGACAAAGAAGAGGCAGAAGGCUGACAGUUAUAGUUCUGAUGUGGGAACAACUGAACCUCCUGCUAUAGAAACGGUGGCAGUGGAUAUGGAGCAGGAAACAAAGCCUCAGAGAAAUUCGUUCCCAUUGAUUACACCUACAGUUCACACUGGAUUUUCAUUCUCGAUCAUGCAUCUUCUUUCUGCAGUUCGCUUGGCCAUGAUUACUCCACUUCCAGAAGAUAUGUUAGAACCCAUAAAGGAGAAGAAGAAAAGGCAUGAGGGUGACAUCACGGUAGAUCUUUCUCAUGAUAACAAGGCAGAUGUGAAUAACGUAGAACAGGCUGAGGAAGUAAAUGUUCCUUCGCUAACAGUUCAAGAUAUAGUAGAUCGCGUGAAAUCUAACCCUGGGGAUCCUAGCAUUCUUGAGACGCAAGAACCACUUCUGGAUUUGGUGAGAGGGGUUCUGAAGAUAUUUUCAUCAAAAACAGCGCCUUUAGGAGCUAAGGGCUGGAAGAUGCUAGCAGUUUAUGAAAAAUCAACGAAAACAUGGUCAUGGAUUGGCCCAGUUUCUCGAAGUUCAACAGAUUAUGAGGCCAUUGAAGAGGUGACGUCACCUGAAGCUUGGGGUCUUCCCCACAAGAUGCUUGUUAAGUUGGUUGACUCAUUUGCCAAUUGGCUUAAAAGUGGCCAAGAAACUCUUCAACUAAUAGGAAGUCUUCCAGCUCCUCCUGCCUCGUUAAUUCAUUUCAAUGUUGAUGAGAAAGAAAGGUUUAGAGACUUGAGGGCUCAGAAGAGUCUUAAUACUAUUAGCUCCAGUACUGAAGAGGUGAGGGACUAUUUUCGUCGAGAAGAAAUUCUUAGGUACUCAAUUCCUGAUCGUGCUUUCUCCUACACGGCAGCCGAUGGUAAAAAAUCCAUUGUUGCUCCCUUGAGAAGGUGUGGCGGUAAGCCUACUUCUAAGGCACGGGAUCAUUUCAUGCUAAAGAAAGAUCGCCCUCCACAUGUCACAAUUCUUUGUCUUGUGAGAGAUGCUGCUGCACGAUUGCCAGGAAGCAUUGGGACCAGAGCAGAUGUGUGUACGUUGAUAAGAGAUUCACAAUAUGUUGUGGAAGAUGUAUCUGAUGCACAAGUUAAUCAAGUUGUGAGUGGUGCAUUGGACAGAUUGCAUUAUGAACGUGAUCCUUGUGUGCAAUUUGAUGGUGAAAGAAAACUGUGGGUUUAUUUGCAUAGAGAACGUGAAGAAGAAGAUUUUGAGGACGAUGGUACAUCAUCUACUAAGAAAUGGAAGAGGCCUAAAAAAGAUGUGAUUGAGCAAUCAUCUAAUCGUGGACUUGUGACAGUAGCUUACCAUGCAUCUGGAGAACAAUCUGGAUAUGACAUUUGCUCUGAUCUCAACACAGAACCCCCGUGUAUUGAUGAUGUUAAAGGAAUGGAACAAAUUUAUGGUGAUGCGAGGCAAAAUCUGGAGCAUGACAUGGAGAACAAUCAUGAAUCUGAUCAUGAUGAGAUGUGUCCAGGUUCACAGAUUAUGAAGGCUUCUAAUCCUAUGGAAGAGACCAGAUUGAUAUGCCAAGAAAAUUCCACCAAUGAAGAUUUUGACGAUGAAGCGUUUGGGAGGGAACGGCCGGUCGGAUUCCUAAGUGCGAGCAUAUCAUAAUGAGUACUGCAGAGCUAAUUUGUGUUGUUUCGAUGAGGCUCAUGACAGAUUGAAGGGGCAUUAUUUUUGCAUUUUACAAGUGUAUAUUGAUUUGCCCUGGUGCACAUAGAAUAGAGACAUGCAUCUAAAGCUUUGAGGGCCUUGACAAUGUCAUAGCACAGGUAGAUAUUUUGUUCACUUGUAGAUUAGUUACAAAUUUACUUCUUUUUUCCCCCCGAAGUGUAAAUGAGAAAACGGGCCAAUUUCAUAAAUUUGGUUGGUCAUCUACAUAUUUUAUUAAUUAGAUGUAGAAAAAGAAUUUUUUCCCCAUGUUUGGUUGAUUUGAAGCUGCAAAAUGAAAGAUCAGAAGCUGUAGAUUCUCA